AGGCAUGUGAAGUGACAAAGCAGCACCGUGGUCGCCAAGAGAGUCUAGAAUCUCCUCCUCAAAACACGAAACGUAGCAGAUUAAUACUAAUAAUCUCCUGACAAACCUAAUCUUCAUCUUCUAAGAUUGUAUUGUGCACGAAGAAGGUCAAAAGCAGCAGCAGGUGAGAGACAAUGGGGUGGGUGUGGAGAGACGACGACGAGUCGGACGAUUCCUUUCAAAAAAAGCCUAAUUAUUCCUCUUCAUCUUCUGGUGAGGUAUGUUCCACGAGGACGGUGGUGAGGUCGCAGUGCAAGACGGAGGAGGUUGAGCCUGGAAAGUUCGUUAGAAAGUGCGAGAAAACCGAGGAGGUCCUUCGUGAUUGCCUUGGAAAGCCUGUUGAAGUGCUGAAAUCUAACAAAGAGUAUACUGAAGAUGAUGUCACAGAGCAAGUGGUUAGAGGGUUGCUCCAUCCAGGAAAGUUUGAGGAUGUACCAUUUGACUUCCACGGGCUUCGAGGUGAUAUUCAAGACAUAGAACGUCACUUCCUUGGUGGCAUCAACCGUUUCUUUGAAGCAGCUGAAGAGAUGAAGAACAACUUCUUUGAUGUUUUUGGCGACUUCCAUAAUGGGAAUUCAUCAUCCUCGCCAUCUAAAAGGCGAGGGAUACCUGUCGAAGGCCAUCCGCUGACAGAAGCCUCUCCUAAACCAAAGGAUCCAAACUCCGGAGAUGUUGACCUUUCGGGUUUGGCAAGAGAUGUUUAAAGUAGAAUGUUCAGUAACUGCCAAAGUUAACAUAUGUCCUUAAUCUGCUUUUUAUAUGAAUAUGUAGUAGCCAAGUACUAUUCGCUUUUAAAAUGGAAAGGCAAUUCAUUAAUGCGGAUAAAAAGUUUGAUAUCCAUGUAAUCUUGAUGCUCUUUUGAGGUGAUUAAUGCAUGGUGCUGAACUCUUCUUAGUUCUUGCAUCUUCUUCAUCCCA
Molecule: messenger RNA, 956 nt
Organism: Populus nigra (black poplar)
Lineage: Eukaryota; Viridiplantae; Streptophyta; Magnoliopsida; Malpighiales; Salicaceae
Product: fra a 1-associated protein
Exons: 2
Coding region: 174-743 (189 amino acids)
Source: RefSeq, a predicted model, not a curated record